UGAGUGUGUGAGAAGUGACGAAUUACUUUUCAUCAAAUGGAAAUAUAAACACGUACAUGUAUAUUUUCUAAAAUUUUAUUAAAUUGUGUAAACUUAAGGAGAGAAAAAUAGUUCUUGUAAACUUCUAAAAUGGCGGAAGGCGGCAGCAAACGCAUAAACGUGGUGGUGAAAACACCAAAGGAUAAGAAAACCGUUGAAGUUGAUGAAGAUUCUGGAAUAAAAGAUUUCAAAAUUCUGGUCGCACAAGAGUUCGAGGCAGAGCCUGAGCAAUUGGUACUUAUUUUUGCCGGUAAAAUAAUGAAAGACACGGACACGCUAAAGAUGCACAAUAUCAAGGACAAUUUGACAGUGCAUCUAGUGAUCAAGGCACCAACUCGCACCAAUGAUACACCCGCCCGUGCGCCAGCCGAUGUCCGACAAACACCAUUCGGUCUCAAUCAGUUUGGUGGCUUGGCCGGCAUGGAGGCCCUGGGUGCUGGCUCGAAUUCGUUUAUGGAUCUACAGGCGCGCAUGCAAAAUGAGCUAUUGAAUAAUGGCGAUAUGUUGCGCUCACUAAUGGAUAACCCUCUGGUGCAGCAAAUGAUGAACAAUCCGGAAACCAUGCGUCAGCUGAUCACCUCGAAUCCUCAAAUGCAGGAGCUGAUGCAGCGGAAUCCAGAAAUAUCACACAUGCUAAACAAUCCCGAUCUGUUGCGCCAGACCAUGGAACUGGCACGCAAUCCAUCUAUGCUACAGGAACUAAUGCGCUCUCAUGAUCGUGCAAUGUCGAAUCUGGAGUCGGUGCCAGGAGGCUAUAGCGCUUUGCAGCGUAUCUAUCGCGACAUUCAAGAGCCAAUGAUGAAUGCAGCUACCGAGUCGUUCGGUCGCAAUCCGUUUGCUGGUUUGGUCGACGGCGGUGGUGCCGGUAACGCAGGUGGAGUCAAUCCACAACAGGGUACCGAGAAUCGCAACCCUUUGCCUAAUCCCUGGGGUGGCACUGGCAAUCGCACGGGAGGCGCACAGUCUAACAAUAGCGGAACCGGUGGCGCCGGAUCAAACAAUCGCACUGGCGACAUGCCACCCAACAACAUACUCAACACACCGGCAAUGCGAAGUAUGUUACAGCAAAUGGCUGACAAUCCGUCACUUAUGCAGAAUUUGCUCAAUGCUCCUUAUACGCGCUCCAUGAUGGAGUCGAUGUCGCAGGAUCCGGAGAUGGCUUCGCGUUUGCUCAGCACUAGCCCGCUACUGGCCAAUAAUCCCCAGCUACAGGACCAAGUUCGCCAAAUGAUGCCGCAGUUUAUGUCACAAAUGCAGAACCCCGAUGUCAUGGGUAUGCUAACCAAUCCGGAUGCCCUCAAUGCCAUACUACAGAUACAGCAGGGCAUGGAGCAGCUGCGCACCGCUGCGCCAGGACUUGUGGGCACUCUGGGUAUACCGCCGCCACCGCCGGGAAACACUAACACUGCAGAUCCGGCCAGCGGUGAUGGUAAUCCAGCCAGCACCAAUGCAACUAGCACCAAUACGACUUCGACAACUACAACACCAGGAAACGCCAGCACAACCACACCAACUCUGGCGCCGGGUGGUGGUCCAAAUGCGCAGCUCUUCAACGAUUUCAUGAUGCGCAUGCUUAACGGCAUGUCGAGCAAUGCGGAUAAUACACAGCCGCCGGAGGUGCGCUAUCAGUCACAGUUGGAGCAACUGGCCGCCAUGGGAUUCGGCAAUCGUGAGGCAAAUUUGCAAGCUCUUACUGCAACAUUCGGAGACAUAAAUGCUGCCGUAGAGCGCUUGUUAGCCCUAAAUCAAUUGUCUUUGAGUUAACACAGUUAAGCAAACGCCCAAUAUAACUUUGUAUACUGUCUCUACAAGGAAAGUGAUGGUUAUGCAUAUACCAGGGAAAAACUAUGCAAAAUCCACGCUGCUAUCAAAUUUACCAUGAAAGGAAAUACCUUGAAUCCUAUAAGAAGCAACACACAAAAAACAAAAAUUAAUAAUUUCACGUAUGCACAGACAUAAUUGCACGGUCUGCACCUUUGCCCAACGCCUGAAGCAGAAGGCGUAAAGGAAAGAUCCAUCAUACAUAUAAACGAAUCACAUUUGCUAUUCACCAAACGAUGCCCAAUCCCGCGCAAACAAGAGACCCCAGAUUUUCACACAUCAAUACAUCCUAUAUUACAAAUUUCAUUGAACGGCAAACUUAAGAUUUUGAGCAAAUUUUUGUUAGUUUUUUUUUUGUUUUUUUUUCCUUGAAAUUUUUCAAAUGUUUAAAGAAUGAAACUAUUAAAGCGGAAAUGAGUGAACUAAUUAACAAACGUAUACAGACACUUUAAUGGGCAACUAUUUAGGAAAAACUGUGACAACAAAAACGAAAACACACACACCACACCAUAAACAAUUCAUAAGUUUGUAAAUUUAAAUGUCUCUGUAAAUUUGUUUAUCGUUUUCUUUUUAAGAAUUGUUCUUUAACUAUGUCUUUGUGCAGUGUUGCUAAGGAGCUGAUCAAAUUUUGGGUUAAUUAAGUACUACCUACAUAUGUAUGUAUAGAUUGGACUUUAAGCAUAAACCAUACCAAUGGUAGCGGCGGUGUAUGGAUGCAAUGGAUGAUGUUGUUAUAAAAUCUAAACUUUUAUUUUAUGCUUAUAAUACAUAUAUAUAUAUGUAAACGUACAUACAUAUGUACAUGAAAAAAUAAGUAAACAUUUAUAAAAAAUAUUCCAUGGUGUUACAAAAAAGACGUAAACUAUUUAAACAAAAACGAAGAGAAAUACAAAAACAAUUCCUCUGCAAACAUUGCUUUAGUUGUCAUUGUACGAUGGACGGACUCUGGGGCGGCUAGUCAACCCAUAUACAUAUGUAUGUAUGCACGUAUUGGCCGACCAGAUACCGCCCAUAGGAACCUUAUAUACCAAUAUACAUAUACAUUAAAUAUACUAUAUAAAGCUGAGCAACGUAAAUUUAAAAUACAUUAAUUACACUUACCUCUAUUUUUCUCUCUGUACGAGUUCUUGUGUUUAUCAAUAUUACAUAUACGAAAAAUAUAACUACCUACAUACAUAUGUACAUAUAUCUGUAUGUAUGAAUGUAUGUGUACAUAAAUAAGUGCAUAAUAUGCGUUUGUCGCCAGCUGAUGAGAGAACUACAAACUACAUCCAAUGUAGACUAGGCAUAUCAUCAAAAGGCUCUCUGGCGAUAUUCACGGUGCCGACCCAGACGGGCAAACCCAAACAGACAGCAAAAAGCCAAAACUUUUCCACAUUUAUGCAAUGCUUGAUGGGCCGUGGAAUUCCUGGUUGUAGAAAUGAUCGAUAUCGGCCCAUUACAUUUAUGGGCUAGCAUAUCAUAUUUUUUUUUCUUUUUUUUUUACAAAAGGUGAAAGCUCUAGUUCUUAUUUUGAAACGCGUAACGGACAAUCUGGCCUUGCAUAGAUGUGGGCACAGUAAUGGGCAAUUAUGUAUGUACGAUUACGAUAUUGCGGAUAGACGGGGCCUAAGCAGCCACAAUCAUACGCAUAGCAUAACUAUGUUAAUUUGUGUAUUGAAUAUAAAAAAGGAGUAAAAAACGAAAUAAAAAAUCAAAUAAUUGUAAA
Molecule: messenger RNA, 3568 nt
Organism: Scaptodrosophila lebanonensis
Lineage: Eukaryota; Metazoa; Arthropoda; Insecta; Diptera; Drosophilidae
Gene: Ubqn
Product: ubiquilin-1
Exons: 3
Coding region: 130-1803 (557 amino acids)
Biological process (GO): ubiquitin-dependent protein catabolic process
Cellular component (GO): cytosol
Molecular function (GO): polyubiquitin modification-dependent protein binding
Source: RefSeq, a predicted model, not a curated record